CGGUACGCUAGUCCAACUUGCACUUGGCCGGUUUUUUACUACACAUUAUAUUCAAUGAACAUACUAACGGUAAACAAAAUUUUAAGGUCAUUGGGUCAGAAUGAUUCGUUUCAAGAUCAAGGUAGUAGCAUCGCAAGUUAUAAAGUUAGGCGUAACAAUGCCGGAACAACAGUCCAUUUGCGCGCGUCGAUGACGACGCCGUGCUACUGAUGUUGGGUUUGCUACUGAGUUAGUAGCAUUUAGUAGAAUGUAUCAAUGAACUUGAUACUUGAGUGAUGAGUGUCGUGUGUUGUGAUGGGAUUGCAUAAGGAUUGAAAAGAUUAAACCAGGUUAGGUUACUUACGUGAUAUAAACAUGACUUUUUAACUCUUAAUUAUAAAUUAGGGAGGAUAACAAAAAAAAAAUGGACGAUUGAUUCUACAAAUAUAGAUGUGGACCGCAGUCAAGCGCUUGCAUAUUAAAAAAAAAGACUGAAACGCUAAAAAAAUUGUGUUUUUGAAAACUCUAUGAGCUUUCUUUUACUGAAUAAGUGGAAAGUUUAUUAUGAUGUUUUACCAUGUGUAAUUAAAAAUCUAAAAAUGCAUAAAAUAUUAAAAAUGAAUUAGGUAAAUAAAUAUACUUACACGAAAAGUGUCGUUUAAAAGACUUUUAAAAAACCCCAAAAAAUGACAUUGCGUUUAUAAUUAUAAAAAGGUUAAAGUGAUGAUAGUGAUACAGAAGGAUGUAGUUCCCGUGGAGUGCACGAACAUGGUGAUGCUACUCGUGGUGGUGUUGCUACUGACGAGCGUGGCUUCGGGGCUCGUGACGCCGGUCAGCAACGGCCUGGACCAGCUGGUCAGAGCUGCUUCUUCUACAUGUGAUAUCCUACCUCUGGAGGUGCUGUUCAGCUGGGCAUCCACUCCAGAGCUAGACGUAGUUGAGUACACUCACCAAGGGAAGAAGAGCUACAGGUUGAACAAGGCGCACUACAGCCUCCGCAACCGACUACCAUCCUUCCUCGUCAUCUACAUCCCGGGGUGGUGGAACACGCCAACCGACGAAUCAUCAGACACUUUAGUGAAAGCUUUGCUACACAAAACUCCUUUAAUCCUAGUUUUAGACACCCGCGCGACGUUCUGUAGAGGCUACGUAGGUUCCGCCUCACGCGUCAGCAGCGUCUCCCAAAAAAUCUACAAAUUCAUCAAAAAUAUCUACUCAGACGGGUACCCUACUACGUCCAUCCAUUUAAUAGGCUUCAGUCUAGGUGCCCAUGUCGCGGGAAUGACGGGGAAGCUAGUACAGAGUCGCUUGAACCAGAAAAUUGGGAAAAUCACAGCAUUAGAUCCAGCCAGACCGUGUUUUACCCAACUACCACAAUAUAGACUGAACAAAAAAGAUGCCAAUUUUGUUCAAGUAAUCCAUACAAGCGCUGGAAUAUUAGGACUCGAACACGCGAUUGGUCAUACAGAUGUUUACGUAAAUGGAGUGACAUCACCACAGCCUGAAUGCAGAGAAAAAGCCGUCAGCUUAGAAUGUGACCACGCGCAGUCAUGGAAGGUCUUCUCCGCUUCAAUAACGAACGAUCGUUCUCUAUUAGGAAGGCAAUGUAAGAGCUGGAACGAACUCAGUAAUGGAUGGUGCAGCGGUAACGAAACCAUGGUGGGUUAUGGGUGUAAUACAAAAACCCGGGGGAUGUUCUUGCAUAAAACCCAGGAAGUGAGUCGAAAGAUUUGGGUGUUCAAUCCAUUCGAUAUACGGACUUGGUGGGUCAGUUGAUAAAUAACUAUACCAUUGUAUAAAUGUAUGAAUAUACGUAAAUCAAAUGUUGACUGGAAAGGACUUGGAGGUGCUUGCAUUUUUGGCGGCGCAAUCGCACUUUUGAUGACUAAUACCUAGUGCACUACUUAGCAGCCGAAUCAUGAUUUCUUAUACGUAACUGUAAAAGUACCGUUUUCAAUUCAUCGUCAAUAUUCCUAAUCCAUCGAUGUUAUAGUUUACAAUUUUAUCACGUAGAAAGUAGGCGGAUGACUAAGUAUUUAAAAACAAAUUCCUAUGUAGAUCAUUACAUUUAAAAUUUUAUGAAAAGUAGAAAAAAAUUG
This is a messenger RNA of Maniola jurtina (meadow brown), 2078 nucleotides long. Its product is annotated as phospholipase A1 VesT1.02-like. The transcript has 3 exons. The record is from RefSeq and is a predicted model, not a curated record. Bases 703 to 1755 code for a protein of 350 amino acids. Gene Ontology annotation, molecular function: lipase activity. NCBI's taxonomy places the organism in Eukaryota, Metazoa, Arthropoda, Insecta, Lepidoptera, Nymphalidae.